AGUUCUCCCUGCAUCGUCUCUGAGACCGGUCACCCCCCUCCACACAGAGUCAACAUGCAGGCCACCGCCGCUACCCGCGCCACCUUUGGCCUCUCUCGGCCCGCUGUCCGCGGCUCCCGCCAGGUGACCCGUGCCUCCGUCGAGUUUUAUGGCCCCGACCGCGCCAAGUGGCUGGGCCCCUUCUCCGACGGCGCCGUGCCUUCCUACCUGAAGGGCGAGUUCCCCGGCGACUACGGCUGGGACAGCGCUGGCCUGUCUGCUGACCCUGAGACCUUUGCCCGCUACCGCGAGAUCGAGGUCAUCCACGCGCGCUGGGCUAUGCUCGGCGCCCUGGGCUGCCUGACCCCCGAGCUGCUGCAGAACAACGGCGCCGCCGACUUUGGCGAGGCCGCUGUGUGGUUCAAGGCCGGCGCCAGCAUCUUCAGCGACGAUGGCCUGAACUACCUGGGCAACCCCUCCCUGAUCCAUGCCCAGUCCAUCGUGGCUGUGCUGCUGACCCAGCUGGUGAUCAUGGGCGCCGCCGAGGCGUACCGUUAUGCCGGCGAGGGCCCCGUGGAGACCAGCGGCGACUCCCUGUACCCCGGCGGCGCCUUUGACCCCCUGGGCCUGGCUGACGACCCCGACACCCUGGCCGAGCUGAAGGUCAAGGAGCUGAAGAACGGCCGCCUCGCCAUGUUCUCCAUGUUCGGCUUCUUCGUGCAGGCCCUGAUCACCGGCAAGUCGCCCCUGGAGAACCUGGCCGACCACCUGGCCGACCCGUCUACAGCCAAUGGCUUCGCUGUGGCCACCAAGUUCGUGCCCACGCCGUAAGUGGAGUGGACUCCCCCUGUAACCCCAACUCUUGUAAUUGCCAAUUUCCCUAUCA
Molecule: messenger RNA, 865 nt
Organism: Chlorella variabilis
Lineage: Eukaryota; Viridiplantae; Chlorophyta; Trebouxiophyceae; Chlorellales; Chlorellaceae
Exons: 8
Coding region: 55-810 (251 amino acids)
Biological process (GO): photosynthesis, light harvesting in photosystem I; response to light stimulus
Cellular component (GO): plastoglobule; chloroplast thylakoid membrane; chloroplast envelope
Source: RefSeq, a predicted model, not a curated record